This is a messenger RNA of Spirodela intermedia, 2879 nucleotides long. NCBI's taxonomy places the organism in Eukaryota, Viridiplantae, Streptophyta, Magnoliopsida, Alismatales, Araceae. The record is from the annotation of a GenBank genome assembly.
AUGCGGGCUCCAUCACUUCUUGCCAAGUGCCUUCCCGGCUUACUGCCCCAAGACAAGAAAACCAACGGAGUUUCCGUUGUUCCAGAAAGGGAUAUUAAUGUUCCUUCUCCAGCAGUGGAGAUCCUCCCUUCAAAGGUCGUAUUCGCAUUUCAUUUGCAUUUGUAAGUUUUCGUUUACACGUGCUGGGCUGUUAUGGACUUCUUUCACGACCAAUCUAUUUUGGCUUUCGAAGCAGAUUCAAUUCACUAAGGUUUCAGAUUUUAACUUACCAAUUGAACAAGAUUCGCUGUUUUCUAAUAAGUUUAUAGAAUCGAGUGUCUCUGGAUCAUUUUUUCAUUUAUCUCCUCAGUUCUUAUAUCCCCUGGAUGUUCUCUCAGUGAUGUGAAGUAUAUUUUUUUGCCCAAUUUGCAGAAUGCUCAUCCUUAUAAGUAUGCUGGCGAGAAUGUGGACUUGCAGGGUUUUAACAUUUUCAAGGUAUAGAAUACUCAUCUAUCCCCUUCUAACAAGUGUCCUUCUCUGAGGUUUCCUUCCUUGUCCUUCUUGCUUUUGUGUAUGUUUUAAACGUCACCACACCAACGCUCCACUGCCUUUGGCCAAGGUGACAAGACAAGGGAAACAAGUGACUCCUAGUCUUGAUGUCCACACUUUUCACGUUGAUAUUUGCCGAUAUGUCAUGUAGCGUAUCAUGACACUCAAUGCGCAUGAUGGGGAAGGUCUGCCAUUGCUUUUACGCAUUAAUACGUGUCUGUGCAUCAUGUCACACAGAUUCAGUGUCACACAAUGCAUAAACACAGAUCAUACACAAUCUGAGCUUGGUGUCUCAUGUGACAUCUAUAGCGUCAUAAAGACUAGGGUUUUCAGGGACCCAGACUCCUAGCGCCCAAAAUGUGCUCCCAUUUGCAAGAACUCCUGACUAUUGGACGAACGAUGUCUUUUCUGAAAAAAGGAAACAUUUUCUAUAUGAUAAACGUUGAGUUUCUGGCCCUGCCAUUGCUAGGUGGUUUUCGUCGUGUUUCAUCCAAUUGAGUAGACUCUUCCUCAAUGAUAACUGAAUAAUGGUUGUGUUUUCUUUCCUUUUAUUCUUCCUGGUGUGAUCAGUAAUCUGUUUUCUCGCAGUUGUCUUAUACGAUUAAACAGAAUAAUUCUCGUUUGUCCAACAUGAGGAAAUAUCUGUCUUAGAGCAAUUUCCCAUCCGGAGUAAUAGAAAAGAUGAAGAGAAGAAAUUUGUGCGUUCUAGUUAAUACAUCAAACUCAUCCGCUCUUACUUUAAUUUUGUACUAUUUUCUUUUCCUUUGGUUUUUUCAGGGAAGAGUUAGUGUGUCUGAUAUGAUUGGAUUCACCAGCAACUCGGAAAUGUCACCUUCAAAAUCUGAUGGUAUGUUUUAGCCUUCAGAUCUCAGAAUCUCUGUAAAUGCUAUCUUGAAAUAUGUCAGAUGAGUUGCAUGUGUUUAAAUGAAUGACUUAACAGGACGCUAUAUUGCAGGCUGUUUAAAAUCUUGGGAAAGUUCAAUUGAUUUAGUAAACGUUCUCAAGAAUGAGAUUCGAGAUGGGCUGCUGAGCUUUCGAGGCAAACGUGUGCUUGAGGUAUUAUAGCUUAUUAACCGCAAGCCCUUCUUUGUAGCACCCUCUUUUCCCUCACUUUCUUUUACCCUCUCCCCGGAAGUACUCUCUCUCUAGAAAUGUUUCUACCAUGUUUCAUCAUUUGCAUAAGCAUCCCCAUUGGCAGCAAUUUAAGCAGAGAACAGCAGAGAUUAAAUCUUCUGAUUUGAAUGAUUCUCACCUUUGACUAGCGCAUUAAUGGGUCUAUAAGCUAAUGACCAACUUGUAUGCAUAUUCAGUUUUGUCCUAUGAUGGAUUGUUAAUCCGUUUUAUUGCUUGAUUGUAACAGCUUGGGUGUGGCUAUGGACUGCCAGGAAUAUGCGCCUGCCUCAAGGUACUUACCUCAGUUGACUGAAAAUCACCUCAGAGACAAAAAUGUAAACGGCUUGGUCAAUUCGUUUUCCUUUCUACUAGUUGCCUGAUAGUUGACUUGAAAACAAUACAGGGUGCCUCCACAGUGCAUUUUCAGGAUCUAAAUGCGGAGACAUUGAGAUGCACCACCAUACCCAACGUUCUCGCAAACCUUGAACAGGCCCGGGACAGGCAGAGCCGCCAGGUUGAGCUUCCCCUGACCCCCUCGCGGCAAGUUCUUGCUCCUGAGGUUCGUUUCUAUGCCGGCGAGUGGGAAGAGCUCCCCACUGUCCUAUCGGUGGUUCAGACGGACGGAUCAGAGGGCACGCAGGGGAUGAGACUCAGUUUCUCUGAAGAGGACUACACGGAUGUGUCUAGCAACCAUGACGAGAGCGUCAUCGGCCAUGACUCUUCUCACCGGAGGUCGAGGAAGCUGUCAGGUAGUCGGGCUUGGGAGAGAGCAACAGAUGCAGGCGCGGCAGAUGGAGGAUAUGACGUCAUUCUGAUCACAGAGAUCCCGUACUCGGCUAGCUCACUGAGACGGCUCUACGCACUCAUAAAGAAGGUCAGUUGCCUAUAUAUCUCCCCUAUCUGUAUCAUCUAGUUGCACAUUAUUUGCUGUAGAAGCAGAAAAAAGGGUCAGCUCGCAUGUGAUAAUAAAUAAGCAGAAAUUAAACACAUUAUAUUUUUCUCAUCUUCCAGGGAAAGCUAAUUUGAUUGUAUUUUCCCUUUACGUUGCUCUCUUGUCAUCGUUGCAGUGUCUGCGGCCACCUUAUGGGAUCCUGUACUUGGCGGCAAAGAAGAAUUUUGUCGGAUCAAACAGUGGGGUCCGACUGCUCAGGGCUCUUGUUGACGAGGAAGGCACUUUUGGUGCUCACGUAGUCACUGAGAUGGCUGACAGAGAGGUCUGGAAGUUCUUCCUCAAGUGA